CUGUGCCGAUCUCAUUUUACUCAUGCGCAUUGCGCCAGGGGAUAGAGAUUUCUGGCUAUGAGAAGCUAGCAACAGUACGACACCGGCAGACAGAGCAGCUGUCUUUUCGAAGAUACAGUAUCAUCAUUAUUAUUACACUGCUUACAGUAACAAUGGCGUUUCAGUGUCAGAGGGACUGCUACAUGAGAGAGUUUACAACUUCCGUGGUGUCAUGCCGUCCUGCUGAGCUCAAAAUAGACAACAGCGGGAAGAAGGAGAAAGUGAAGGGGUUUAACAUCAUCCUGAAGGACACUAUACUGUUUCCAGAGGGAGGGGGUCAGCCAGAUGACCAGGGUGUCCUCAAUGAUAUCCCUGUGUUGCGAGUCACUCGCCAGGGUGCCGAUGCGGUUCAUUUUGUCACCUCUCCUCUGGAGGAGGGAGUGGAAGUGCAGAUGAAGGUAGACUGGGAAAGAAGAUUCAACCACAUGCAGCAGCACUCGGGGCAACACUUAAUAACAGCCAUUGCAGACUCUAUGUUUGGCUUCAAAACUACCUCAUGGGAAUUGGGUCGGCAACGCAGUGUGAUUGAGCUUGACACCCCGUCAGUGGAGCCUGGGCAGGUAGAAGCUCUGGAGAAAGCAGUGAACAAGAAGAUCAGGGAACAAGUCCCUGUCAGUGUCAAAGUGUUAGCGGUGGAUGACCCCACUGUUGAAAAGGUACGAAGCCGUGGACUGCCAGAGGACCAUACAGGCCCCAUUCGGAUAAUUGAUAUUGAAGGAAUUGAUGCCAACAUGUGCUGUGGGACACAUGUUUCAAACCUCAGCCACUUGCAGGCUAUAAAGAUUCUUGGAACAGAAAAAGGGAAGAAGAACAAAACCAACCUUAUUUUCGUGGCUGGGAGUAGGGUGCUAAAAUACGCUGAACGAAGUUACAGUGUGGAAAGGGCAUUGACCUCCCUGCUCAAAACUGGGCCUGAAGACCAUGUUGAAGCUGUAGACAAACUGCAGAAAUCAGUUAAAGUGUUACAAAAGAACAAUCUUAAUCUGCUUCGAGACUUGGCUGUUCUUAUCGCAGAACAUUUCAAGAGUAACCCGAACCGUGGAAAGCUGUUCUGCUUACACAGGAAAGAUGGAGACAAUGAGUUUAUGAACAUCAUUGCUAAUGAAAUAGGCACAGAGGGCACUUUGAUAUUUCUUACUGUUGGGGAUGAAAAGGAAGCUGGAUUGUUCCUACUGGCUGGACCAAUAGAAAUGGUGGACACUUUGGGACCCAGAGUGGCUGAGCUGCUGGAAGGGAAGGGAGCUGGGAAAAGGGGGCGAUACCAGGGUAAAGCUAACAAGAUGGGCAGGCGGCCAGAGGUGGAGGUGUUAUUACAGGAGAACAUACAGCAUCGCAGUUCAGAGGAAGAAUGAAUCCCGAAAGUAAAACAGUCCCGGAGUUCUGGGCAGGAAGCCAAGCUGGACCCUAAUGACCCCUUUAAAUAUUCUACCUUAGCAAAUAAAUCAUAACCAUUAGUGAUAUCCUUAAAUGAUGUUAGGAACAUGGUGAUUUUAGUCAUGACUAAAUUUUGAAAAAGUUUUGGCACAGGGGAUCUAUAUUUUUAGUUCAUUUUGAAAAAUGCUUUCAAACACCCCUUACCUUCUGCUUUUGAAAGUCAUAGUCUAGUUGUUGUUGUUAUAAAAAUUGUGAUGCAUACUAUACUUUUCCAUUAUGUAAUUUGUCCCUGGACAAUAAAAGUUCUCUUCUCCA
Messenger RNA from Acipenser ruthenus (sterlet), 1728 nucleotides. RefSeq names its product alanyl-tRNA synthetase domain containing 1 (gene aarsd1). Gene Ontology annotation, molecular function: ATP binding; nucleic acid binding; alanine-tRNA ligase activity. The transcript is spliced from 12 exons. The record is from RefSeq and is a predicted model, not a curated record. Lineage: Eukaryota; Metazoa; Chordata; Actinopteri; Acipenseriformes; Acipenseridae. The coding region runs from base 153 to 1391 and encodes 412 amino acids. Gene Ontology annotation, biological process: regulation of translational fidelity; alanyl-tRNA aminoacylation.